UCCAAUGAAACCAUAAUGAGGGUAGUUUUUGGCAUUUGUUGGAGAACAAACUGUUAAUCUUAUUGUUCAAGCUCAACAAAGGUACUAGGUACAAAAAGUAUGUUUGAAUUUGAUAGAUAAUGGAUUUGCCAAUCAUAAUAAUGAGAACGAAGCCAUUUGUAAUCGAGCAGCCCAGAUACAACAUUUCCCAGAGUUCCAUUUUAUGGCUAACAAAUCGAUUGUCUCUAAGGCAACCAAAAUACUUUUCCAGCGUAACGAAGUUCAUAAAUUACACCAGUUAGUGAGUACAAAAACUCAACGAAAUGCAAAGAGGCAGAGGGCAGAUUCCCCUUUGAGGUCGCACUAGCCAUGUCUGUGAGACGCCUCAGCAAAGUUCAGCAGGAGGAGGCUCAAUGUAAAGAGGGUGCUGGGGAUGCAGAUUCAUGCGACAGCUCCACCUCAGAUCGAUGCAGCCCUUUAAGAUCCAGCCAGGAGUAUAGCAGUAGGGAGGGCUCUGAGGGCUCUCUAUCCCAGUGUGAAUAUGAAGACUAUGAAGACAAGACUGUGACCCCUUUAACACUCAAAAAGACAUCAAAGCCUCAAACUCAAAACAAGAGAGGACAGCAUUGCUUCAAGCGGAGUCACAAAGCCAUCCGCAAAGCCCCGAUGAUUCCUCCUAUCAAGCCUCAGGAUGGUCUAAAGCAGCGAAUCAGGUCGGCCCAUACGCACCGCAUCAAAGAGCUGACCAACCAGGUGUGGGCACUGCAGCAGCAGCUUGCUGGGGCCGCCAACGAGAACAGACUGCUGAGACAGCUCCAGGGUCGCCACACAGCUGCACUGCAGCGCUUUCAGGACGCUCAGAGUGACCUGCCACAGGUUCUCCAGAACCACAGCUGCGAGAUGCGCUCCCUGCAGGAGCUGCUCCGCAAGGCCCGCAUGCGCCGCAACAGCUUCGCCCGGCGCCUGAGGGCCACGGAGGACGAGCUGCUGCGCACCGGGGACGCCCUGCGGCGCCUGCGGCUGCUCAGCCAGGACCAGAGCCUGGGGGAGAGGAACGAGCUGACCCACAAGCUGGCCCUGGCCACCGCAGACCUGGAGGGGAAGACCAGGAGGACGCAGGACUUGCAGAGGAAUCUUGAGCUGAGCCAUGCCUCGUUCAAUCGCCAAAUUGCCUCUGAAAUGAGGAAGACCAAUGAGGCACGACAGCUGUCUGAAUAUCUUAAAGAGCAGAUCUGUCUGUUGACCCAAAAGAUAAAGGAAAGGGAAAGAGAAUUGGAGAUCAACAAUAUCUACUCGCACAGGUUUCCAAAAGGCUUGAACGGAAAAUGCUUGAAAGAAUCCAAGUUGGUUCAGACUGACGCCGUGUCUCCUCUCCGGAUCGAGGCGCCUGCUUAUCCACUGGAGUUAGAAUAUCCCAACACUGACCCAGAGCUGGAGAAGCAGACCACAUUGGUCAACUGGACACCAUUAGCCAUUGACCACACAGUGCCUGAGGAGGAAGUGGCAGAGAAGUCAGGGGCAGAAGAAAGGCCUCAGGACAAUGAAGAGGGUUCCGAUGAGCCUCAGGAUGGCUUUUCUAGCGAAGAUGGUUGCCCAGAUGAAGAGAGCUACCUUGCAGUGGAAGAGGCAACCUCCACCCAGAAUCUGGAGGGAGAGCAACCCAAGCCAAGCGACAACCAAGUCCAUUUCACCCUGGAGCACUUUCUACAAACCGAAAACCUCCCCAACAAGGACCUCAAGUCCCCCUCAAGGAUCAGGCGUCACUACACGUUCAAGGAGACCACCCUAAACCUCCACAGCGGAAAGCCAGCCUACAGCACCCACAAACACAGUCUGAGGAGGAGCCCCCCGCAGGUCCUCAAGAGCCAGGCGAGGGUUGACAACCUGGGGUCCGGGGCGUACGAGCCCUCCUUCGUCACCCUGCCCACUGGGACUGGGCUGAGGCGGGUCAGCCCCCAGACGGAGGAGGUGGGGCUCCACAGUAAGAAGAGCAGCCUGAUGAAAGAGCUCUUUGGACCAGGACAGAUCACUGAAUUGCUACCUGUGCAAAAGGGCAGAUCCAGGGGUCAGGGUCUGGACAGGCUGUCCACCUACCACACGGGUGAGCCUCACCUCACUUGGCAGAGAGACCAAGACCAUCUAUGACUGACUUAGUGAAUGUACAAGACCUCAUAUAUUUUGAUAACUUCAUUGCUGAAUGUCUGAAAUAAAUUUGCUAUAGCUAAGCACACUAUGGAAUAGACU
Molecule: messenger RNA, 2223 nt
Organism: Hypomesus transpacificus
Lineage: Eukaryota; Metazoa; Chordata; Actinopteri; Osmeriformes; Osmeridae
Product: lebercilin-like protein
Exons: 9
Coding region: 349-2124 (591 amino acids)
Biological process (GO): intraciliary transport
Cellular component (GO): axoneme
Source: RefSeq, a predicted model, not a curated record